Molecule: messenger RNA, 542 nt
Organism: Paramecium sonneborni
Lineage: Eukaryota; Ciliophora; Oligohymenophorea; Peniculida; Parameciidae
Source: the annotation of a GenBank genome assembly
AUGAACUUCUCUUAAAGAGUGCAAAUUAAAAAACCAAUUGUAAGUAUUACAAUGAAUAGUUUGAUGAUUACUACCCUUAGUCAAAUAAUUAUAUAUCUUAGCUUUCCAAAUCAGUGAGUCCAAUAACCAACAAUUAGACUAAUUUUUAUUCAAGUUCAUUAUAAUAAUCAUCUUACAAUUCAUUGUAUUUUCAAUAUCUAGUAUCUAGAACAUAAAGUAGAUAAAAAGAGAGAAUCUUUUAAUAAAAAAAAAUACCAAUUAGUAUUCAAAAAAACUCUUUGUUUGAUCCAAAGUCAUAAAAAUUAAAUAAUUCUAAUAUAUAUUCAGAUAUUAGAGUAUCAGAAUUUGAUAAACCUAUUUAAUUUUAAGCAGAUUAAUUAAUAUAAAGACCAAUUAUAUAAGAGUAAAAACCAAAAAUAUAAGAAUAAAAAAUUGAAGAGUUUAGUCCAAUUUUAGAAGAAAAGAAUGAUAGAUUUAUUAAAAUAGGAGUAAUAAUCAUAAUAAUACUAUUAUUAUUAAUAGGGAUUCUCAAAUUCAAGUGA